Messenger RNA from Pleurotus ostreatus (oyster mushroom), 1218 nucleotides. RefSeq lists its product as uncharacterized. NCBI's taxonomy places the organism in Eukaryota, Fungi, Basidiomycota, Agaricomycetes, Agaricales, Pleurotaceae. The coding region runs from base 1 to 1218 and encodes 405 amino acids. The record is from RefSeq and is a predicted model, not a curated record. Gene Ontology annotation, molecular function: protein binding. The transcript has 8 exons.
AUGUCGACGCGAUCGUCCUCGAUCGCGUUGUGCAAGCAGCAGCCACCCUUUAUUGAUUAUCUUAUCUCGGGUUUCGGCGCCUGUUUCAGGACCCUUAUUCAGUUUGAACCUCUCUGGACUUCGCGGCAGACUCAUAUCAUGCAAACCAACCUAAUCAACGGAGAAGGCGCAAUUCCGCCUAAAGAGAGCCCUACCACGGAGAAGCAUGCACAUGUUCAUAUCGCGGUAGAGAAAUCAGCGAGAGUGGUGCUGCCUGCCGACGAGCCAGUGGAUACCGAUGAAGAGGCCGAAGAGGAGGAGGUCGCAGAAGGAGACGAUGGUGAUUUCCUGGUUGACUUCCCAGACAAUACAGAGGAGCUCGAAUUGAUCCAUUCCCGUAUUGGGGCGCUCUCGAACCUUCGUCUACCGCGAUUCGGACCAUACCUGAAGAAGCUAUGCCUGAGGCAGAACGUCAUAACAUACUUGGAUCCGGAAAUUAUGGAUGAAUUGGUCGAAUUAGAGGAGCUGGAUCUAUAUGAUAAUAAGGUCAAAACGGUGGGGGAUUCGCUAAGGAAGAUGAAGAAGCUCAAGAUCCUGGAUCUGUCGUUUAAUCUUCUCAAGUCGGUGCCGGAAGGUCUGGCAGGGGUACCGACUUUGAAAACAGUGUUCUUUGUGCAAAACAAGAUCUCCAAGAUAAACAAUUUAGACCCCCUCGUAAACCUAACAAGUCUAGAGCUUGGAGGGAAUAGACUUAGGAAAAUAGAAAACUUAGAUGCGUUGGUGAACCUAGAAGAACUAUGGCUAGGGAAGAACAAGAUCACAAAGCUUGAAAAUUUGGGGACUUUGAAGAAACUCAGAAUCUUGGCCUUGCAAUCGAACCGGAUCACUAAGAUAGAGAACCUUGAAGGCCUCGAAAGUCUGGAAGAGCUUUAUCUUAGCCACAACGGGGUGAAGAAACUCGAAGGCCUUGAGCAAAACACGACACUGAAGACGUUGGACGUAGGCUCUAAUUUCAUUGAAGCAAUUGAGAAUAUUGCUCACCUAUCUCAUCUGGAGGAGUUUUGGGCCAAUGGUAACAAAAUCCCAAACCUUCUUUCCCUGGAGCUCCAAUUAUCACACAUCAAAACUCUGGAAACGAUAUAUCUCGAGGGUAACCCAUGCCAGAUGGACGACAUGGCGGGAUACAGGAGGAAGAUCAUCCUUACACUCCCUCAGCUAAAGCAGAUCGACGCGACGUAA